UGUUUUAUCUCUUUUAAUUUUAAUAUUUACGUAUGUACGUAUCGAGCGUCACCCACCCUCUUUCUUAAGUUGCGAAGACAUGCAAGUUAUUGGCGCCUUUGAUCUGAAAACAAAAUAAUUUUUCUUACAAAUCGGCUGCCUUGAACUUGUGUUGAGAUACAAAAAAUAGUCACGUGAAUACCUUUAACACAUAACAAUGUUGAUAAUUAAAGGACAGUAUUACUGUUAUUAAUAAGGUAUGGACGUAGAUAUUUCAGUUCAAAGAGGAUUUGUAUAUUUUACAAUUGGGAUCACUUUUUUCACUUCAUUAUUUUUAGGACUUAAAUAUGUUUUACGUAAAGUUACGGGUGUAACCAAAGGUGGUAAUGUCGACAAAACAAACUAUAAUCUGCCAUAUUUUGCACUUUUAGAAAUUUGUAACAGUCUAGUGUCACUGAUUCAGAGCUUGGUAGCUUCGUCUGUAGGGAUUCUUAUUGUUUCUUCUUGCUACAACGAUGUUAUGCAUGAAAGGAACUGGCUCUGUAACCGAUAUGCCUGGGUUAUCGUAGCCUACCUUUUGUACGACACUGCAUGCAUGUAUCUCGUACAUAGCUACAAACAUAAACAGGACCAAGUGAGCAAAUCACAUAGAGAGAGAGUGAUUUCCUUUUUCAGGAAAAAUCAGAUGAUGAUGAUACAUCACAUAAUAUUGCCUUUAGUUCUUUUCCCCGUUACCAUAUCCUUGAGGCGAGGUCUUGGGGACUUUUUCCUUGGAUGUUUUUACCUUGUGGAACUUAGUACCCCAUUUACAAAUCUACGAUCCAUAUUAAGUACGGCUACAAAAGUUCCAGGAUUUAUGUGGUUAAUGGCCUUUUCAUGAUUUUCACUUUUGCAUUCUGCCGAGUUUUUAUUUUUCUCAUCAUGUUCUGGGCAUAUGGCUUUCAGUAUAACAAGAGUGUCUUAGAGGUAAGUUUUAGUUUCUUUUCAAACUC
Messenger RNA from Limulus polyphemus (Atlantic horseshoe crab), 971 nucleotides. Its product is annotated as protein FAM57A-like. Lineage: Eukaryota; Metazoa; Arthropoda; Merostomata; Xiphosura; Limulidae. The record is from RefSeq and is a predicted model, not a curated record. Gene Ontology annotation, cellular component: membrane; endoplasmic reticulum. Bases 239 to 859 code for a protein of 206 amino acids. Gene Ontology annotation, biological process: lipid homeostasis. The transcript is spliced from 5 exons.